UUCCAGCAACAGCGCGAAGAUCUCGUCCGGGAGAUUGCUGUUGGCAUGGAAGACGUGCUCCAAAACAUCAACCGUCUAAACCGGAAUCUGGAGAGUGUUAUUGCUGUCGGAAAUGAAUUCGGCUCCGUAGAAGCCUUAUGGUCCCAGUUUGAGAAUUUCAUGGGCAGACCUGAAGAUCAAGGAGACGCAGCUGGAAGACCCACCAAAGAAGGUCAUGAAGAAGGACAGAGUGAAGUUCAUGAUGAAGGGGAUUCAUCAGCAUUUCAG
Molecule: messenger RNA, 267 nt
Organism: Aspergillus wentii DTO 134E9
Lineage: Eukaryota; Fungi; Ascomycota; Eurotiomycetes; Eurotiales; Aspergillaceae
Product: DASH complex subunit DAD1
Exons: 3
Cellular component (GO): DASH complex; mitotic spindle; spindle microtubule
Source: RefSeq, a predicted model, not a curated record